AAAAUCAGACAAUUCAGAUACCCUCAAAACACCACGAACCGCUUCAAUUCCAUGGAAAAGUCUUCGUUAUGAUCUCUCCGAGUCGAGGCCUCGUUAUGAGAGCCUGUCGCAUCCAGUGCCGUUUCGCGAGCUCUACUCCUCGACCUCCCCGCCCUAAUAUCAAAACACCAACAUCUCGCCCUCCACCCAAGAUCUCAAAAACUUACAAACCAAAGCCUCAGCGUCCUCCCUCUAAUUCGUCGACCUCUGCAACCCCUGCACAAGCCGAAACCCUCCGCGAUCUCUGGGCAUCGACAUGGCUCCCUCUGACCGGCGCAGCUCUUCUCGCCGGUGCCCUUGGCUUCUACAUCUUCGGCACAGCUGCCGCAUCAUUCAAAGCGACGCCCUGCAGUUGCACCGGCGAACACUCCACACCGACCGGUCGACCGCCGGCUCUUGAUGGCGACAAUGCAGAGCAGUUCGACAAGGAGCUGGCUCUUCCUGAGUGGUGGAUGGGUAUCACGAAGCUACGAAAGCGCAUAGCGGAGCGCGCGAACGGGCAUGUGUUGGAGUUGGCAAUGGGCACAGGGCGAAACUUGGAGUACUUCAACUGGGAGCCAUUGACCCUGCGCGCAGAGGGCAAGGCUGGUGCCAGGCUACCAAAGGGCGUAGUAUCGUUUACUGGUCUCGACAUUUCGGUUGAUAUGAUGGAUGUUGCUCGAAAGCGACUCGUCAAGACUGUUCCGCCCAUGGAGAACUCUGCUCCCAUCGUCCGCGCAUCUACCAUGGCCGAUCACACCGGAGGCCAACUCUCGUAUCUCGAUUCCCAGCUCCGAUUAAUUCAUUCCGACGCUCACCACCCAAUUCCCGGUCCCGCGACUCCCGCGACGACCAAAUACGAUACAGUUAUACAGACGUUCGGUUUAUGUUCAGUUUCAGACCCCGUCGCUGUAGUCAAUAAUUUGGCGAAGGUUGUAAAGCCAGGAUCAGGCCGUAUCAUUCUGCUCGAACACGGCAAGGGUUGGUACGGUAUUGUCAAUGGACUUCUCGAUAAGAAUGCCGGCAAACAUUUCGAAAAAUAUGGAUGUUGGUGGAAUCGCGACAUCGAGGGCCUAGUCGAAGAGGCUGUCGCUAAAACACCAGGCCUUGAAAUCGUCAAGGUCGAGCGACCGAAUAUAAUGCAAAUGGGCACAUUGGUUUGGGUUGAGUUGAAGGUCAACGACAAAGCCUCAUGACGUCUCAAGGCAUCACAUAAUGCAAAUG
This is a messenger RNA of Fusarium oxysporum Fo47, 1242 nucleotides long. Its product is annotated as S-adenosyl-L-methionine-dependent methyltransferase. Lineage: Eukaryota; Fungi; Ascomycota; Sordariomycetes; Hypocreales; Nectriaceae. The transcript has 2 exons. The record is from RefSeq and is a predicted model, not a curated record. Bases 69 to 1214 code for a protein of 381 amino acids.